AAGCAGACGACUAGCUUUGUUCGUGUUAUGCUACGCACCGUCAUGCGUGUUUGCACAUGCGUUCUUCGAAUUCGGUGCAUGUUGUUAUCUGAAGUAGGCAAUGUGAAGAAUUCAACAGUUCAGAUGUUGCUCUUUUUCCCGCGCUUUUGUCAGAGGAGAGCUUGGGUUCAACAGAACCAGGGCCGAGUUGUCUCUCUUGAGUUGUAUACCUCAUGAUUUUUGUAGUGUGAGGAUCUAGGAGCAGCGAGGAAGUGUGAUUGGAAAAGUUGUUAGGGCCACUCGUAGGGAACGACUCGUAGUUUCGCAGUGUGUGGUUGUCAUGCCGUUGAGUCUACAUGUACCAUGUUUUUCGAUGCCACUACGUUGGUCCAUACUCCUUACAGAUUGAUUGGCUGGAUGUUUACAAGGAUUACUUUGCAAGAAACUACAAAACAGACGAACAGACGAAUAGUGGAAGAGGCUGCAAACAUGUGAAACCUAACAGACAUCAAACCAAGAGGUCGCCCCACAUAUACGAUAAUCACAACUAAUAUAUACUGACCUUGUGCCUGAUUUCACCUGAUUAAAUUGUCUAAAGGACAUUACUUCAUACACAAACGUGGCAAGAUGUCUCCAAAAGAUAGGGCAGACCAGACGGAGCAACGUUCUCCUCUCCGACUUCCAAACAAGAUUGCAGAUGCUAAGCCCAAUAUUACAAGUCGGCUAAGAUGUCGCGUCAGGGAGGAGAUAGAGCAACACAGGCAUGAUGACGUCUUGCCUCGUUUCUUCCUCCAUAUGGCCACCUUCACUUCUCUCCUUCCUCCACAUUGGGAGAGUUUCCCCCCGGAACUCAAGAUGUUUCUUGAGAAGGAGAUGUUUGAUCCGGUCCUGCUGUACAUCCUUGAGCGUGAGGGCUUAAUGAACUGGUGCCCUUCAGUCAGGAAGGUCUACCCUUUGAUAACACCAGGUGAUGGUAACUGCCUACUCCAUGCUGUCUCCCUGGCAAUGUGGGGCAUAGAAGACGAUGAGCUGGUCCUGCGGACUGCCCUCUUUCGGCUUCUGAGGGAUGAUAAGAAUGAACGGAAUCGUCUGCGUUGGCAGCGAGAGCGUAUGAGAGUGGAUUCUGCUAUACCAGGGAGUGGUUUGGUGUACAACACCAUAGAGUGGGAAAGUGAAUGGGACAUGAUUAAAACAAUGGCAAGUCCAGAGCGACGACUGACCACAGCCCAAGGCCUCCCCUAUGAAAGCUUGGAGCAGUUCCACAUCUUCAUGUUGGCCAACAUGCUUCGGCGUCCCAUUAUCGUGGUGGCCCAGGACAUGAUGCGUAGUCAGUUGGGCCACUCCCUGCAGCCUCAGGACCUGCACGGGAUCUACCUGCCGCUCAACUGGGACCCAGCCACCUGCUACCGCCACCCCAUCCUCCUGGGCUUCCACCAGAACCACUUCACACCACUGCUGUGCACGGCCAAGCUAGACUCAGAAGAUGACCUGGACAACCACCUCUUUCCGAUUGUCCAGCAAGACUACACGCACAUGAAGGUGCACUUUCUGGAAGAAGAGGAAGAGAAGCAUGUUGAUAGACUUCUACAGGAGUAUCUGAUCAUCGAAGAGAUCACCCACAUUGGGAGGAGCCUUGGCUCACCUCAUGGGAUACCAGGAGCUCAACUUGCCAGCAAGAAUUUCAACCCCGAUCUGGAUCUCAUGGUUCCCUACUUAAAGCUUGCAGAGACUCAUUACCGGCUUUACCUUGAGAGGGAAUUUGGGAGCACUGAUGAAAGUGUAGAGACCGGUGGAAAGUCAGAUGUUGGUAUGGCGAAAGACCCAGAAAAGUUCUACUCACUGGAAGAUCAGCCCAAAUCCUUUCCACCCGUUAGUUAUCAUGCAGUGCCCAAGGAAGGGAAAACUUCAUGGUCUGGAGCUGGUGCACCUGUUGGUCAGCCAUCAGAUGCAGCUGGUAAUGCUGGUAGUGUGUCAAAGCCACACCCUCCCUUCCACAGGCCUUUCUCCUUGGUGGAACAGUCUUGUAAGACAGAAGGAUGUGUCUACUACCGCUCUGUCAGCACUGGGGAGUACUGUCACGAAUGUUUCCAGAAGCGAUCCCAAAGCCAGAUGUGUCAGGGGGAUCGAUGUCUUAACCCUGCCGAGCAGGGCUGCCAAGGUCUCUGCCGGGUCUGCUUUGACCAGAGGAAGCUGAAUGAGGACGCAGUUGUCGAUGCCACUGCUCCGCCGUUGAGCAAAAUAAGUCUGGAACCCAAUGCCAAUAAGGCUGCACCACCUGCACAAGUUGAUGAGAGUCCGUAUGGAUUCAAGAAAGUCGGCAGCACACAGAAUCCCCUCCAAGCACCCCUUAGUCAAGGCUCAUCUUCUGUUGGAUAUGCAGGAAUGGCAGUUAGAAGAAAGGAGCCCAUGGCUGAGAAAGCAUGUGUGAAUAAAGGGAUGGCAAACAGUCCAGAUGACGAACUUAAUUCCCUAAUUGUCCACCAGCAGGUACCCUCCAAGAAGUGCAUCAUGCCGGAGUGUCCCUUGACUGGAGAUCCAUCCAAGAAUGAUAUGUGUGGCAAGUGCUACACUGAGAACCUCCAAGUGGAACAGGAGGUCAAAAAGUCCAAGAUGGGUUAUCAGCCAGCAGCUGCAAUCAAGCAGCCACCUGCCUACUCUGCAUCACAGGCAACCACCAGUGCUACCAGCAGCAGUGCAGGUGCACUUCCUGGAGCUGCAGCUGCCUCCAAUGAGCAGUUGUAUCCGGGGAGGAAGCUGUCCAAGUUGACGGUCCAGAAGAACAUCUGUGCCACUGCCGGCUGUGAAGGAAUACGUCUUGACACGCCACCUUACAGUGGAUACUGUUUUAAUUGCUACAGUAAGAAUAAUAGGAACCCCCCUUUGGCCCCAACUGUUCAGGCUAGAAUUCCAGGCACCUUACUUGGUCAGGUGCAACCCAAUCGCCAGGAGUUACCUACACCUGUCAUCGGGGUUGGACGUGCACGGCUCUGGGAAAACGGCAAUAAUUACAUGACUGUGUCACAACCCAAACAAGCUGAGAGUCACUUGAGAGGAGCUGUGUAUCCCUCAGUCAACACAGCUCCUUCGGCAUUUGAGGCAGGGACCAAGAAUCACGCCCCUGCCUCAGGAGAUCUUGGAAGGAGGUGCAAGCAUCCUCGCUGUAACAAUCUAGCAGCACCGCCCAAGUUCAUUUUGUGUGAAGAGUGCAUAUCCGUUGCAGCAGAGCAGUUCAAAGAUGAAGACAGACAGCAAUCUGUGAAGCAGCAGGCAGUCAGAAGUGGGACAUUACAGCCCCAACCGGCUGAGCCGAGUCAACCAAAAGUCUUUAGCAAAGCUUCACUCAGCGCGACAGAGGCUGGUUUCAAAAACAUCCGCAUCAAUCGUGUCAAAUGCCAAGUGCCAGGAGGAUGCGUGGAUGACAUGUUUGGUGAUCCUGAGUGCGGCAAUCUUUGCUCUCGUUGCUUUGCAAAGAUGUCCAUGAGACGCACUCGUGCUCGAGCCUCUCCACCACUGUGUCAUGCUGAAACAAGACCAACUCAGUCCCCUGUCCACCAGUACCAUACAGCGCCUUUAAAUCCCUCCCCCCGCAUCCCACAGGCUCCACCCAGAGCUCAGACGGAGGUCAUGUACUCCGAGAGACAGCACGAUCUGCCUAUGGUCCACAAGCGUCACACCUUACCGGCCAACUAUCAAAAGUGUGCCCGGCCCAGCUGUCACAACCAGGCCAAUUUGCAGAUACUGGAGGGCUACUGUAAUGCCUGCCAUCAAGUCUACCGGCAGCAUGGCUAUACCCCUGAGCCCCUGUUGGCCAACAGCGGAUCGCAGGCAAGAUUCUACCCCCAGCCGCCAGGCUGCAGCACAAGGGAGGAGAAGAUACUGAACAUUGAGUCCGGUCCAAGAAUUCCACCCCGGCCAGAAGCCAAUCGCACUGACAUGGGUUGUCUGAGCGAAGGAUGCACCAAUUACGGAAACCCCCGUUGUCAAGGUUACUGCAAUAGCUGUUUUCGGCUUCUUAAAAACUAGAAGCCCAUAGACAUACAAUGUCUGAUGGUCAGCAGUCUUGCAAUUUUGCCCUCUUGGGAGGAAGUCUGAAAGCAGGCACGUUUCAUUUGUUUUUCCUUUCAUAAAAGUACAUAUAGCAGGAAUUGAUGGGAAUGCUGUACAUACAUGUAUAUUGCUUCUCAUGACGUAGCAGCACAGAAACUGUACCUGUGUUCGUACUUAUAUGAUCAUAAAAAAACCUCUCCGAAAAUUAAUUUUUAAAGCCGGUUCAUACUUCAGGUGAAUGCGAAGCAAAUAGGAGAUGACAAAAAGUUGCAUCAAAAUUGACUUGAGUUGAAAUGUGUCCAACUUUUGCCAAUUCGCAGCUCAAAUCUUUGAUAUGACAUCAAAAGAUCAUUUUCCUUUUCCUGCAAAUUAUAAUCUACUAGAGGCCAGAAUUUAAGUUGAGUGAAUCUCGAAGUACAUACAGUACAAUGUACAUGAAAUACCAGUGUUGUAAAUAAAUAAGUCUCUAACAAGUCUGUCAUAAACUAUUAGUCAUAUCUGAUCAGGAUGAACUCCUUUGUCCUACUCCUAGGUCACGUGAACAACUUAUGACUUUUGAUUAACUUGUAACAUAAUGUAUGUUUAUCUGCUAUCAAGUGUGAGUAAUUGAUAGCAGUGAUUCAGGUUAACAUGUUGAAAAUUGGCAAAACUAUGCCCAUUGAUUUUGGAGUUGUUCAAAAAAGUGACAAUUUGAAUGAAGGUAAAAUGCUGUGGUAAUUUUUUAAUGUUACACACUGGCUUUUAGUCAUUUCUUUGUCGCUAUAUUAGAAACACUGUAUAUUGUUUGUUGCAAUUAAUGUUUAACAAAACAACACACUUAAGUAUACAUGUAUGUGUAGCUUUGUAUAUUGCAUGUUUAAUCAAUGCUGAUUACAUCUAACAGAAUGGCAAGUUCACACAUUAGGUAGAGGAAAACUUUUUUCUUAAGAUGAUUGACAUCCCAACCUGAUAUUGUUAUCAAGAGUAAAUGCUAGCCUGCUUGACAAAUUUGUCAAUAGCUUUGUUGCUGUUGGAAAAGUACAAUGGGAAAGUUGUGAAGCACGGAGGGGGGAGAAAAUCCUCCCGACUUUUUUCAACUAGGGGUAUGCCCCCCCACACACACUUUUUGCCGGUAAUGGGGUAGGGCUGUUAAUGACUGAUGCCUGAUGGUCUCUCAUCCAUGGCAACUGAUCUCUCUCCUUCUCCCACUUUGAAAAUCGUACCACCAUUAGUGAUUAUGAUGACCUUUUUGAGUCCCUGUUACAUCUGACCUGUGUAAUUUGACAUGAAAAUUUCAAUGAAAUUAGACUUCAAACGGUUGGAGAUUCAGUCACGUCUCGAAAUUACGAAAUGUGUUCCUAACUUACAAAUGAUAUGUCAGAUGUGACAGGGAUGCGAAAAAUUGGAUUCCAUCCUUAUAUAAUGACCCAAAUGCAUGUACAUGUACAUUAUCUGUUUGAAAGUCAACCUUACUUUUAAUUUCUACUCCAGUGUUGAAUUUUCAAUGUUGUCUUUUUGUUUAUCUGUAUUGCUUGUCAACAUUUCUCUCUUUUCUGAAUUUCAUGAUGCUGUUGAGUAAAGUCCAAUACUNGUUAUUGCAAUAUCCUGCUUUAUUAUAACAGGAUAAAUUUUAGGUUCCCAAGUUUUUUGUAUUUCUUUGUUUUCUAAAAACUAAUAAUACAAGGUCCCUGUUAUAAAUUCUUAAUGACCUUACCACAAAGGUGUAUAAACCAAUAUGAUUCUGGUGUUACUUUGGAAUGCACAUGUAAUUCUGAAAGAUUUUCUGGGGAAUCACCAUAUAGCUACAUUUACUCAGAUGUGUCCUAAUACUGGGAAUCACAAGACAAUUUUUUGCAACAUAAUUAUUUUUAACUUAAAAGUAUGUUAUACAUGUAUGUGGAAGGAAAAACUGAAAAUGUUACUUUUAAUUAGUAGCACAAGAUUAACUCCAUCAUCAUCUUAUUAAAAAUCCUUAAACCUUAACCCCUUCCAAUUUGUGUUGUUUCACCUGGUUAACUUAAUACUGCCUGGAAUUUCAUUUAAGACAUCUCUUUGUCCUAAAAAAAUUCCAGGUAGUCAACAAACAUUUUAGAUGGUUUGGAGAAAGGUCGCAAUCAGUCAAAAAUGUUAUAAAAGUGCCAGGCUGACCCCCUUUGAUAGUUUAUUUAAUUUGGGUUGAAAUUUGCAUGACAUAAACGACUUACGUUUUAGGAACACA
Acanthaster planci (crown-of-thorns starfish) is the source of this 6223-nucleotide messenger RNA. RefSeq lists its product as uncharacterized. Gene Ontology annotation, biological process: protein deubiquitination involved in ubiquitin-dependent protein catabolic process; protein K33-linked deubiquitination; cytoskeleton organization. NCBI's taxonomy places the organism in Eukaryota, Metazoa, Echinodermata, Asteroidea, Valvatida, Acanthasteridae. Gene Ontology annotation, cellular component: cytoplasm; nucleus. The record is from RefSeq and is a predicted model, not a curated record. Gene Ontology annotation, molecular function: DNA binding; K63-linked polyubiquitin modification-dependent protein binding; cysteine-type deubiquitinase activity.